CCUGCUCCCAUCUCUUCUCUCUUUCCUCUCUCUCUACUCCUCCCCACCUCUUUCCCUGCAGAGCUGAUGGGCUUUCUUCUGGGAAAGUCGAGCCACUGAUGGAACCAAGAAGCCACUGCUGGCUAUAGAGGAAAGCACGCGGCAGCGGCGCGGGCGCUGUCCAGCGUGCUGAAGCCGGAACGAGCGAGUCUCCCAGAGCCGCGCGGACCCAGCUGAGCCCAACCCACUGGACGCCAGAACUCGACCAUCGCUCCUAUCCCAGCCACUGCUCGGAGCCGAGGCGGACGCGUCCCGAUCUUCCCCUGUCCCCACCCCGCCCCGACCCGACCCUCCUCUCCACCUCCCGCAUCGUGACACCAGCUGUCUCCGGCAGUCCUCUGGUCAUGAAAUCGCUCAGGUUGCCGGCUUCCACCCUCUUCUGCUUCCUUCUACUGAUCAAGGGGUUGGGAGCAGCGCCCCCGGGGCACCCUGAGGCGCAGCCACCUCCCCUCAGCUCUGAACAUAAAGAGCCGGUAGCUGGGGAAGCAGUGCCCGGGCCGAAGGAUGUUAGCGCCCCAGAGGUCCGAGCCGCUCGAAAUUCUGAGCCUCAGGACGAGGAAGAGCUUUUCCAGGGCGUGGAUCCCCGGGCGCUGGCCGCAGUGCUGCUGCAGGCACUUGACCGCCCGGGCUCGCCUCCGGCGCCCGGCGGCUCCCAGCAGGAGCCAAAGGAAGAAGCAGCAGAAGCUCUGCUGACCGAGACCGUGCGCAGCCAGACCCACAGCCUCCCGGCGCCAGAGACCCAGGCACCUGCGGCCCCGCCUCGCGCUCAGACUCAGGAGAAUGGUCCCGAGGCUGGCGACCCCUCCGAAGAGCUCGAGGCGCUAGCUUCCCUGCUCCAGGAACUGCGAGAUUUCAGUCCGAGCAACGCCAAGCGCCAGCAAGAGACAGCGGCAGCAGAGACGGAAACUCGCACGCACACGCUGACCCGAGUCAACCUGGAGAGCCCCGGGCCGGAGCGCGUGUGGCGCGCUUCGUGGGGAGAGUUCCAGGCGCGAGUCCCGGAGCGCGCGCCCCUGCCACCCCCUGCUCCCCCUCAAUUCCAGGCGCGUAUGCCGGAGAGUGGGCCCCUUCCUGAAGCCCACCAGUUCGGGGAAGGAGUGUCCUCCCCCAAAACACAUCUAGGUGAGGCAUUGGCACCCCUAUCCAAGGCGUACCAAAGCCUGGGUGCCCCUUUCCCCAAGGCGCGCCGUCCGGAGAGCUCACUCCUGGGCGGCUCUGAGGCGGGGGAGCGCCUUCUACAGCAAGGGCUGGCGCAAGUAGAGGCCGGGCGGCGGCAGGCAGAGGCCACACGGCAGGCCGCGGCGCAGGAAGAGCGGCUGGCAGACCUCGCCUCCGACCUGCUGCUCCAGUAUUUGCUGCAGGGCGGGGCCCGGCAGCGAGGCCUUGGGGGUCGGGGGCUGCAGGAGAAGGAGGAGGAGCGAGAGAGCGAGAGGGUGGAUGCGGAGGCGGAGCAGGAGAGACGCGGCGGGGCGGAGAGGGUGGGGGAAGAGGAUGAGGAGGCGGCGGAGGCGGAGGCAGAGGCGGAGGAGGCUGAGAGGGCGCGGCAGAACGCGCUGCUGUUCGCAGAGGAGGAGGACGGGGAAGCCGGAGCCGAGGACAAGCGCUCCCAGGAAGAGAUGCCCGGCCACCGUCGGAAGGAGGCUGAGGGGGCAGAGGAGGGCGGGGAGGAGGACGACGACGAUGAAGAGAUGGACCCUCAGACGAUCGACAGCCUCAUUGAGCUGUCCACCAAACUCCACCUGCCAGCGGACGACGUGGUCAGCAUCAUCGAGGAGGUGGAGGAGAAGCGGAAGCGGAAGAAGAACGCCCCUCCCGAGCCCGUGCCGCACCCCCGGGCCGCCCCCGCCCCCACCCACGUCCGUUCCCCGCAGCCCCCGCCCCCUGUCCCCGCCCCCGCCCGCGAGGAGCUGCCCGACUGGAACGAGGUGCUCCCGCCCUGGGAUCGCGAGGAGGACGAGUUGUUUCCCCCCGGGCCCUACCACCCUUUUCCCAAUUAUAUCCGGCCGCGGACACUGCAGCCGCCCGCUGCCUCGCGCCGCCGCCACUACCACCACGCCCUGCCGCCUUCGCACCACUAUCCUGACCGGGAGGCCCAGGCGCGGCGCGCGCAGGAGGAGGCGGAGGCGGAGGAGCGCCGGAUGCAGGAGCAGGAGGAGCUGGAGAAUUAUAUCGAGCACGUGCUGCUCCGGCGCCCGUGACCUGCCCUGGCUCCGCCCCCGUGCGCCGCUACCGCGUGCGCUGCCACCCCCCUCCGUGUUUCUCCUCUCCCUUCUUGGUGUUUGCAUGCACCCCAGCCCCGCCCCUGGCCGCCUCCCGGCCCCGCCCCCGCCCUCGGGUCGCCCCGCCCUCGGGCUGCGCCGGGACCCGUCAGACCGCUUCCCGGAUUCCAAGCCCGAACACCCCAGACUCACUCAAGGAGGCCCCCCGGGGCCACCCCAGGCGGGCGGGUGGUUUGUGCGAAUCACCCUCCCCCACCCCACCGGGCCUCUGUCCCCACCUAGUCCCUCUCGGGACGUCCCCGUCCAAAACCGGAAAAAGCUGUUCCAGUUAAUUGUGUGAAGAAGUGUCUGUCUCCUGCCCUUGGGCCUCCCAGGAGCCUCUCCACCCUCUCCAGAUCGCUGUGAAUUUACCUAUUCUUUCCCUUCUCUGUUGUAAAUACCCCUCACGGAGGAAAUAGUUUUGCUAAGAAAUAAAAGUGACUAUUUUAUUAGGA
Molecule: messenger RNA, 2752 nt
Organism: Lontra canadensis (Northern American river otter)
Lineage: Eukaryota; Metazoa; Chordata; Mammalia; Carnivora; Mustelidae
Gene: VGF
Product: VGF nerve growth factor inducible
Exons: 3
Coding region: 384-2237 (617 amino acids)
Biological process (GO): carbohydrate homeostasis; regulation of synaptic plasticity
Molecular function (GO): neuropeptide hormone activity
Source: RefSeq, a predicted model, not a curated record